AUGUAUCGUGGCCAACGCAACCACCUAUCGCCUACCCAACGCAAGGAGGUUGCCAACCAUUGCCGUCACAUUCUCGCCAUGGCUGCAUUGGUGGUUGCAGANAAAGGCACUGAACAACAUCACAUCAUUCUCUCUGUCUUCUUGGCCGGCGUCAACAGUGCCAAUGACCACGAUAAGAAUCGUGCCAUUGGCAUCAUCCGCGCCAUGGAAGGUACCGGCAUCAGCUGUAACGUCACCAAAUCCCGCGAGCUGCUCGAAGCAGUGUGCGCGGAACAGAGAGAAAGAGUCCAGUUCGCCGGCAGCGCUAUUGACGUUGACUGGGUGUCUUUUGCCAAAGAACGUGGUAUUAGACUUGUAAACAUGGGGCUCUAA
Molecule: messenger RNA, 372 nt
Organism: Aureobasidium musti
Lineage: Eukaryota; Fungi; Ascomycota; Dothideomycetes; Dothideales; Saccotheciaceae
Source: the annotation of a GenBank genome assembly